Molecule: messenger RNA, 4039 nt
Organism: Corythoichthys intestinalis (scribbled pipefish)
Lineage: Eukaryota; Metazoa; Chordata; Actinopteri; Syngnathiformes; Syngnathidae
Gene: zng1a
Product: COBW domain containing
Exons: 16
Coding region: 177-1268 (363 amino acids)
Cellular component (GO): cytoplasm
Source: RefSeq, a predicted model, not a curated record
UAAAGUGGAACACUUUUCAAAGGUUACAGUAUUUAGUCGGACUGACAGCUGUGCUGCACAGUGCGCACUGAGGAGGCUGUCAACACGGUUUUAACAUUUUUAAGUACAUUAAGCGUUCUUGUGUGAUAAAGAGCAGCAUCAGAUCGUCUUGUCCUUUGCCUCAUGGUCUAAAUGGGAUGGAGGACGACGACGAUUGCCCCGAACUGGUGCCCAUCGACUCCAAGCCUGGUGUUCCGGCAGAGCAGAUACCUGUCACCAUCAUUACUGGCUACCUUGGUGCUGGAAAAACCACACUUUUGAACUACAUCCUAACAGAACAACACAACAAGCGGAUUGCAGUCAUACUCAAUGAAUUCGGGGAAGGGAGCGCCCUUGAGAAGUCUCUUGCUGUAAGCCAUGCUGGCGAGCUUUAUGAGGAGUGGCUGGAGUUAAGGAAUGGCUGUCUUUGCUGCUCCGUCAAGGAUAAUGGCCUUAAGGCCAUUGAGAACCUCAUGGAGAAGAAAGGCAAAUUUGACUAUAUCCUCUUGGAAACGACAGGAUUAGCUGAUCCAGGUGCCGUUGCUUCCAUGUUCUGGGUUGAUGCUGAGCUUGGUAGUGACAUCUAUUUAGAUGGCAUUGUGACAGUUAUUGACGCCAAGUAUGGACUCAAGCAUAUAACAGAGGAGAAGGCUGAUGGACUUGUCAAUGAGGCAGAAAGGCAAAUUGCACUCGCUGACCUGACAAUUAUCAACAAGACUGAUCUAGUGGGAGAGGCGGAACUUGCUCAAAUUCGAGACACUGUCAGGUCAAUAAACGGUGUGGUGAAGAUCCUGGAAACGCAGAGAUCAAGGGUGGACCUCUCAGAAGUUCUCGACCUUCACUCUUUUGACUGUAAGGAUGGAGCAAAACUGGAAGAAAAGCUGCACUUUGUGAAACCCAACAGACCUCAUCUUGACAAGAGUAUUUUAACAGUGACAUUUGAAGUAGCGGGAAGUCUUUCAGAAGAUGCCCUCAAUGUUUUCAUUCAGGAUCUCCUCUGGGAAAAGACGCUACGAAACAAAGAGGGGCAACCUAUGACUGUCAUCCGCUUAAAGGGAAUGGUGUCGCUGGCGACCAAAGCCCACCAGGUCAUGCUGCAGGGGGUCCACGAGUUGUAUGAGCUCAAUGAGACUCCCCAGCUUUGGGGGGAGCAGCCGCGGAUCAGCCGGCUGGUCUUUAUAGGAAGGAACUUGGACAAAGAUAUUCUCCAACAACAAGUCGUCUCCACUGUGCUACAAAGCCAUGGAUAAUGUGAAGCUUUUUAUCUUGGAAAACUAUGAACUCUGUAGUGAUUCUUUUGAUUUCAGUCACUCGAGAAAACUGAAAAUCAAGCUUAAUCUUAUUCACUGGAGUUGAUGAAGCAUACCUGAGGUUAGCUAUAAUGUUAAAGGUCCAGAUACAGUAUACAAGAAGUCUUUUUACUCAGAGAAGUGCCUUCUGUAAACAAUGAUAAUAAUGUGCUACAGUAUUUCACUUGUAUAAAGUGCAAGUAAAAUUUUAUAUUGAUUAUGAUACUAUUUUCAUUUAAAGCAACACUAGGUAACUUUUCCGUAUUGGUUGAUUUUAGCGACGCCGGUGGACAGAAGCGGUAGUAUUUGGUCUUAAGCAGUGUUGUCACAGAUUACUUAAAAAAGUAAUUUAAUUACUGAUUACCGAUUACACCUAAAAAAAAAAGUAAUCUAGUUACUUUACCGAUUACUUUAUUAUCAAAGUGACUGUUACUUUAAAAGUAACUUAUCAGUUACUUUUUACCAAUUUUUCUCCUUUUGUUGCCUCAACAUAAAAAUGACAACAAAAAAUGUCAUCGCAUGUAAUUGACUUUUUCACAUAAAGCUUAAUCUUUGUGUUAGCGGGGGUUUAAUUAGUCGAUGGAUUUCAACCACCAUUGACUCGCGCUAGCUUAGCCACCCCGGAGCCCUGAAACUAACAAAUAACUGACAAACUGCACGGAAUUUGUUCAAAUCAACUCCAACGACUAAAUAAACCCCCGCUAACUCCAAGAUAAAGCCUAAUGUCAAAAAUUCUGAACUUCCCCUUUAAAAUAAAGACCUAGCUGUUAAAAAAUUGUCUAUAAAAGUUGUAAAGCAAUAAAACAAACGACAAAAAAUAUUGAAAUGAACAAGAAUCCUACAACGUAUUUCAUAAUGGGUCAAAAUCAUUUUUCGAGCAGAUCAUGUGACUAGCACCUAAGACACUAGCUUUUGCUUUGCUAAGCCAAAACUACACCUGUGGAGGCAAGAUGGGUAUUUAGAAUUUCUGUAAACCUAAGCUUUCAAACGCAACCAACAAAAACUGAGCUUGAACAGUUUUACAUAUAUGUAUAUACAGUAUUGGCCAAAAGUUUGGCGACACCUCAAAGGUGGACACUUUGAAGAAUGUUGAAUAUAAAACCUGUUUUCAGUUAUUUCACUUUUUUUGCCAUUCCACGUGUUCGUUCAUAGUUUUGAUGUAUUCAGAGAGGAUUUACAAUAGUAGGGAAAUAUAUAAAACGUAAAAAUGUUUAGGUGUGUCCAAACUUUUGACUUUUGUUUCAGUCAUCAACAUGCUUUGCCCCUAGCCCCACAAAAGUAAAACUCCGCCUAUGGUUACAAACACUGACAAUAAAUUGUGCAUAAAGGCUGGUUACAAACUGUAGAAGUGCUGGCUGUCUUGUUACCUGUAGGCUUUUUCGAGUUUUGUCGCGUUGUCCUGUAAUUCCAAGUGCUUCCUUGUUGAAUUGGAUGUAGAGUUUUUAGCGGCCGACAGUCUUUUUCAGCCAGCGUAAAAGUUUGCUACGCACGGAGAUAUUUUUGUCAUCUUUACUGGACAGAAAUGUGAAGUAAUUGCUGUAUUUCCAGUGAGCAAAGGCAUCCCGUUGCGGUAUAUAUCCUGCCUUUCACUGUUAGCCUCGCUGCCUCGUCAGAAUGCUACUGUAUGUUGUUGACCGCCGUGGCAGACAGCCUCAAACAGCAUCGUCAUACACGUGACCCCCCCCCCCCCCCCCCCCGAUGAGAAAUGCUCUUCGUACAUGACUACAGUAUUCUUCAUUCUACAUACAUUAUGAAGCAAAAACAAAAUAGUAACGCACAGGCACUAGGGAAACUAACUUUAAUCGGAUUACUGGCUUGGAAAAAUGAACGCGUUAGAUUACUCGUUACUGAAGAAAGUAAUCAGAUUACAGUAACGCGUUACUUAGUAACGUGUUACUGACAACACUGGUCUUAAGGAAGACUGCGUUUCCCAUGAGGACCAGCGCACACCCGCUGAGUCUUAAAUUCAUGAUCUCUCUGUCACCUGCAGAUUCAUUUCUGUUUCCAGUGGCUUUGUGAAGGAUGAAUAGUCAUAAGGUAAUGAAUCCAGUUGCGGCAAAAAAAAAAUAGCAUGUGACGGUUGGCAACCGUGUGGCUUAGUGUGGCUGACCCCACACCAGCGAUGUCACACCAGCAAAUGAAAGCCGGGCAAAUGUUUACUCUUGAGUAUCCUGGCAGCCUCCCUUUUUACCCCUCCUAGGGCAAAACUUUUUGUUUGUUUUGAAUCCCUGCCAUCUUUGCAGAAGUCGCGCAAAAGCAUUCACAUCGACUUCCGUCUUUAUAUUGAAUGGGUGGGAGAAGUGACGUAUGCCGUAAAGCAGUCAGCAUAUUUGUAGGGUUUUUUUUUUUGUGUGGCAGGGUUCCUGCCACCCUCCUUAAAGUUAAUUAGUACUAGUGAAAGCAAUACAGACCCCGUGAAGAUAUAAAAGAGGUGUCAUUCAACUAGUUGUCAGUUGAUAUGUCAUCACAAAUGUUAAAUAUUUUAUAAAGGUUGAAAAGUUACCUAGUGUUGCUUUAAGGCUUCAAAUUUCACUGUCUUUGCUUUUUUCAGGGUACCCGCCUAUUUCAGGGUACCCUUAAAAACUUGAAAAAGUCUUACAUUUAAUAACCGUAAAUUAAGGCCUUUAAAAGGUCUUAACUUUUGUUUACAAGUAUUAAAUUUUAUUCUCAAAUGUCUUCAUUUUUUCCCUGUCUUAUCUGCAUGAUUGAGCUAAUAACUGUAUAAUAAGUAA